AUGACAGACUCGACCAUUGUUAAAUUUCUCUAUUACUCAUUCAAGGGUGUUGGCCUUGUACCUAUGACCUACAUUCCAAAAAAGUGCUUCUGCACCUCGACACAAAGUUUAGUCUACAAUAUUAUUUUUAUGAGCUACGUAUUUGCAAUGAAUUGCUAUGCCGUGAAACUUACACUCAGAGAUAAUUCAGCGGUGAAAUUCGAUCGUAUAAUCGAUGGCAUCCAUUCAACAAUCGGCGCUUUGACGAGCCUUAUUCUUAUUGGUAUGUAUUGCGUUCACCGCCAAAAAUGUGUCGAAAUCGCUAACAAGUUAAAGGCACUUUACGAGUUGUCGACGUUUCAUCAAAAAUAUUUAUCGACGACAGCUAUAAAACAAACAUGCUUGCUAGUAUUAUUUAGUUGGAUAUCUCUACUUUUGACAGUACCGAUCAACUCAUAUCAAGCUAUACUAUACUUCAUAGCUACCUAUUUUUGCAUUGUAACUGUUAGCAGCGUUAUGCUCCAAUACAGCUUCUUUCUUAGUUUCCUUAGCCAAUUAUUUGUCAUUGUCAAUAACAAUUUCGCUAAUCUUAAAGCCACACCGAAAAUUCAAUUUGUCAGCCUUAAAGAUCAGUUAGUAAUCAGGAGAUUCGUACAUCAGAGAAAUUUACACAUGAGCCUGAGUGCAAUAUGCAAGGAACUCGACAGAUUCUACUCAUUACCAGCACUUCUCUGUAUUUUUUACGUCUUCUCGACCCUCAUUCUUUGCGCGUAUUAUGUAGUCAAGUCGUUUUUCUUUAAUAAGACUGGAUUAAGCACAACAUUUCUCUUCAAUUGUUUUGCCCAACUGAUUCAUGGAUCGACGGUUUUGUUCAUCCUUACAAGAUCGGCUUCUAUUCUUGUUGAAGAGAUGAAUCAAUUUUCAAGUUACCUGUUACAUGAAAAUAUUCAAUUUUCGGCAGCUGGUUUAUUUUCUAUUGAUGGAAAUUUAAUGAUGUCCAUUAUAGGCUCUAUAACAACGUACAUGGUAAUACUUUUACAGUUUCAAGAUCGAAACUCCACUUGA
Molecule: messenger RNA, 1044 nt
Organism: Phymastichus coffea
Lineage: Eukaryota; Metazoa; Arthropoda; Insecta; Hymenoptera; Eulophidae
Product: putative gustatory receptor 28a
Exons: 3
Coding region: 1-1044 (347 amino acids)
Biological process (GO): sensory perception of taste
Cellular component (GO): neuronal cell body; dendrite; axon
Source: RefSeq, a predicted model, not a curated record